AUGAAUGACGGAGUUGAACCUGUUAUGAUUGAUUUGACUGAUGUGUUUACAACCGGCAUGAUGUUUGAAACACGAGAUGAAUUAUUGAAAUGGGCUAGAAAUGUUGGAACGGAAAAUGGAAUUGUUGUUGUGAUUUUUAGAUCUGAAAAUGCGACCGCACGACCAAGAACAAAGACAAAAUCAAUUAUUGGUUAUGAAAGAAGUGGUAAAUAUAGACCAUGGAAGAAUCAUAAUCUUACGAGGAGUACUUGGACUAGAAAAUGUGAUUGUCCAUUUAGAUUGAGAGGAACACGAUCAAGUGUUGGUGAUGGAUGGUAUUUGCAUGUAAUAUGUGGUCUCCAUAACCACGAAUUGGCCAAAAAACUAAUCGGUCACUCUUUCUUAGGCCGAUUGUCUCAAGAUGAGAAAAAUGUACUUGGUGAUAUGACAAAGAACUUUGAAAAACCAAAAAACAUUUUAUUGACAUUGAAGGAUCACAAUGUUGAAAGUUUGACGACAAUAAAACAAGUUUACAAUGCACGUCAAGCAUAUCGUUCAUCACUUAGAGGUAGUAGAACAAAAAUGCAACGUCUUUUGACAUUGAUGGAACGCGACAAAUACGUCUAUCGAUAUAGGAAAGUAGAGGGUUCAGAUGAGUUGAGGGACAUCUUUUGGACCCAUCCAGAAGCUAUGACUCUUGUAAAUAAUUUUCACAUAAUAUUGAUUAUGGAUAGCACUUACAAGACCUGUAGAUAUCGAAUGCUAUUACUUGAGAUUAUUGGUGUUACAUCUACUGAAAUGACAUUUUGUGUGGGAUUUUCAUAUCUACAGUUUGAGCGUGUUGAUAACUUCACAUGGGCACUACAAAUGGUGAAAGAACAUAUUACAAGUGGUGAAGUUGAAGUCAUUGUUACUGAUAGAGACCUUGCUUUGAUGAACGCGGUUGAAAAUGUUUUUCCAAAAGCAUUGUUAAUUCCUCACAAGGAAAGUUUUGUUGAGGCGUGGACAAAUAGAGUUAUGCACUUCGGGAACACCACAACACAAAGGGUUGAGUCGGCGCAUUGGAGUUUGAAAAGGAUAUUACAAGAUAGUAUUGGUGAUAUAUGCAGUGUUUGGGAAACCAUCAACAUCAUGAUUGUAUUACAACACAAUGAGAUAAUAGCAUCAUUUGAAAAGAGCAUCAUUCAAAAGGUGCAUCGAUAUAGUAACAGAUUAUACGCGAAUUUGCGUGGUGUUGUGUCAAAAAAUGCAAUUGAUCACAUUGCGGCAGAGUAUGGCCGCGUGAAGUAUGUAGGUAUUGAUCAGACUGAGUGUCGUUGCACAAUUAGGACAACUCAUGGUCUACCUUGUGCAUGUGAAAUAGCCAGGUAUAGUAUGACCUCACGUUCCAUUCCAUUAAAUGCUAUUCAUGUUUGGUGGAGUAAACUAACUUUUCAUGUUGAUGCAUCGAGUAAACCUUCAGAGUUAUCUGUGAAACAUGAAAUAGAUGUCAUAGUGAAAAAGUUUGAAGAACUUGAUGUACCUGACAAAAUUUCACUUAAAGGUAAAUUACGAGAGAUCGCGUAUCCAUCGACUACGUCAUUUCGUAUAGGUAUUAAUUGA
Cicer arietinum (chickpea) is the source of this 1581-nucleotide messenger RNA. The record is from RefSeq and is a predicted model, not a curated record. Lineage: Eukaryota; Viridiplantae; Streptophyta; Magnoliopsida; Fabales; Fabaceae.